UAAAAUUUGAUGGCAGAUCUAAACGAUAGCUCAGAGUUUAAAAUUAACCUUCUCAGCAUGUCUCAGAAGCAAUCUCCAGCCUCUGGAGAUAUCAAGGCUCAGAUUGAUCAUUACUUCAAAAAGAGAGGAAGUGCAGAAAAAGUUCUUGACUACCAUGACAGCAGUAGUAAGAGAUUACAAGGGAAGAACACUCAGCCACAUUCAGAUAUGAUCUACAAGCUAGCUGAAAAGCAAUCACAGUCAGAGGCGGAUGCGUGCAAGUACGGUUACAUUUCACUUGGCCAAGGCUACCAUUUAUUCAAAUAAGGAAGAAGAGCUUAAUAAAUCUCUGAUUAAAAUAAACUCUAAAUACAAGAGGAAGAACAUUGAUCCGAUGGAAAUUGGCCUCAAGAGAGACAUUGAAUAUGAAAGACGAGUCGAAAUGAGGAAAAAAAACAUCCGUGCUGAGACACCUUGGAUCAAGCGACUUCAGAAAUCCAGUAAAACUAAAGGAUUUGUCAACUUUGAUCAGCAAAUAAAUAGGACUGACUUCGUCGAGCACUCUAAUAAAGUGUAUCCUCGUGCUCAUGAUGAAAGGUUCGUAUACAGAGAGAUACCCCAAAUUUCCACUAAAUUCCGCAGAUCAGGUAAAGCUGUGGUGGAUUACUCCAAACAGCUUCCCAGAAUCUCAAAUUUCUCCUUAACCAGAUCCACUAUUAAACAUAACUUAAGUCGUAAGUCUCCGAAGCAGAAGAAAAAGGGAAGAAAUAGCACCAUAAAUUUUUCCUCAACCGGACUAUGUUGAGACAACAUCGAUCAGCUGCAAAAGUCAUGUUCCAGACUAAAGCUCCUCAACGUAAUUGACAACAAAGCGAAGAUAAGUCUAGAAAGAGAUAGUCCAGAGAGAGCACGCUUGAAUAAAUAAACUGAGUAAUAUCUUUAUUGGACCCAAAGAUAGGUUCUCUACAGUCAUUCCUGAAAAAUCCAGAGGCUAUAUUCAUGAUUAUCAGAAAGAAACCGACCGGUUUCCUCCGGGCGUAAACACUCUGAACCGCAACAGAGAAUCCAAGUGGGAGGUGACCUCUCUAGCAAAAGCAGAGUCCUUGGAUAGGGCUACGAGAGGUCAGAAAUAACAAGAAUUUUAAGAUCUCUAAGGACGCUUUCUUUCAGAAGAAUGAAAGAAGUAGCCUACCUCGGUAUCUUCUCUGAGAUGGCAACCGUAACGAACUAGAUCUCGUAAGCAACGAGAAAUCCUUAAAUAUCAACAAUACUUCUAAUGCUAAAAUUUACAUAAACCCGAUAGGAAGGCCAAAUAAUAAAGAAAGACGGCAAAGGGCUAUUGAAAAGACAGACGUGAGUGCGUUGCUCUUCAAAGAAGGGUACAUCAAGAACUUCAAGGAUGUGAAAUCUCCGGUUAAGGAAUAUAAGAAGAAAGGCAAAAACGUAUUUGAAAAAAUGCUAACAAUGAUGAUCUAGGUUUCAACCCAAA
Moneuplotes crassus is the source of this 1468-nucleotide messenger RNA. The record is from the annotation of a GenBank genome assembly. NCBI's taxonomy places the organism in Eukaryota, Ciliophora, Spirotrichea, Euplotida, Euplotidae.